ACUGGGGAGAGGAUCGGGAAAAAGGGAGACGCCGUCAAGCCGUAGCGUAGUAGGUUGACAAAAAGCGCAAAUAAGCGGUUUAAACGGUCGUUCUCGAACCCAUUUAUCGGAGCCACCCCGGCUGCUGCCGGGGACUGCGGGGGAGAGUUUGUGUUGGUGUAGUCUUUGCCUCAUUUCAAAGCGGCGUGCCGAGAGAGACGCGUCAGUUUGAAUUGAGAGGAUGCACGGACCGCCCUCCGGCGACAGCGCAUGCCCACUGCGCCUCAUCAGGAAGGUUCAGUUCGGCAUCAUCAGCCCAGAUGAACUUAAACGACUGUCCGUUACAGAAGGGGGUAUCAAGUACCCCGAAACGACGGAAGGUGGCCGCCCCAAAUUAGGGGGGCUGAUGGACCCCAGGCAGGGGGUGAUUGAACGGUCCGGCCGCUGCCAGACUUGUGCAGGUAACAUGACAGAGUGCCCGGGUCACUUCGGACACAUCGAGCUUGCCAAGCCGGUGUUUCACGUGGGCUUCAUGACGAAGAUCAUCAAGGUCAUGCGCUGCGUCUGCUUCUUCUGCUCCAAGCUGCUGGUGGAUUCGAAUAACCCCAAGAUCAAGGACAUCCUGAUGAAGUCGAAGGGGCAGUCGCGGAAGAGGCUCACCCAUGUGUACGAGUUGUGCAAGGGCAAGAACAUCUGCGAGGGAGGGGAGGAGAUGGACAACAAAUUCGGAGUGGAGCAGACUGAGACCGAGGAGGACCUCGGCAAAGAGAAGGGUCACGGGGGCUGCGGGCGUUACCAGCCUCGUAUUCGCAGAACAGGGCUGGAGAUGUACGCGGAGUGGAAGCACGUGAACGAGGACUCUCAGGAGAAGAAGAUCCUGCUGAGCCCAGAGCGGGUCUAUGAGAUCUUCAAGCGCAUCUCCGAUGAGGAGGACGUGAUCCUGGGCAUGGACCCCAAGUACUCGCGCCCCGAGUGGAUGAUCGUCACCGUGCUGCCCGUGCCCCCCCUCUCCGUGCGGCCCGCUGUGGUCAUGCAGGGAUCGGCACGCAACCAGGACGACCUGACCCACAAGCUGGCGGACAUCGUGAAGAUCAAUAACCAGCUACGUCGCAACGAGCAGAGCGGCGCCGCGGCCCACGUGAUCGCUGAGGACGUCAAGCUGCUGCAGUUCCACGUGGCCACGAUGGUGGACAACGAGCUACCGGGCCUGCCCAGGGCCAUGCAGAAGUCUGGCCGCCCCCUUAAAUCUCUCAAGCAGAGGUUAAAGGGCAAGGAAGGACGGGUGCGUGGGAACCUGAUGGGCAAGCGAGUGGAUUUCUCCGCUCGAACCGUCAUCACGCCAGACCCCAACUUGUCCAUCGACCAGGUCGGUGUGCCGCGCUCCAUCGCAGCCAACAUGACCUUCCCUGAGAUCGUCACGCCUUUCAACAUCGACCGGCUCCAGGAGUUGGUGCGGAGGGGUAACAGUCAGUACCCCGGAGCCAAAUACAUCAUCCGGGACAACGGAGACCGGAUAGACCUGCGCUUCCACCCCAAGCCCAGCGACCUGCAUCUGCAGAUCGGAUACAGGGUGGAGAGGCACAUGUGUGACGGUGACAUCAUCAUCUUCAACAGACAGCCCACGCUGCACAAGAUGUCUAUGAUGGGACACAGGGUGCGGAUCCUGCCGUGGUCGACGUUUCGACUCAAUUUGAGCGUGACGACCCCCUACAACGCGGAUUUCGACGGGGACGAGAUGAACCUGCACCUACCCCAGUCCCUGGAGACCCGCGCGGAGAUCCAGGAGCUGGCCAUGGUGCCCAGGAUGAUCGUCACGCCCCAGUCCAACCGUCCCGUCAUGGGCAUCGUGCAGGACACCCUGACCGCCGUGCGCAAGUUUACCAAGAGGGACGUCUUCCUGGAGCGGGGGGAGGUGAUGAAUCUCCUCAUGUUCCUUUCCACCUGGGACGGGAAGGUUCCCCAGCCGGCCAUCCUGAAGCCUCGGCCGCUGUGGACCGGGAAACAGGUCUUCACACUCAUCAUCCCAGGACACAUCAACGCCAUCCGUACCCACAGCACCCACCCCGACGACGAGGACAGCGGCCCCUACAAGCACAUCUCCCCGGGGGACACCAAGGUGAUCGUGGAGAACGGGGAGCUCAUCAUGGGCAUCCUUUGUAAGAAGUCUCUGGGUACCUCGGCUGGCUCUCUGGUGCAUCUCUCCUACCUGGAGAUGGGACACGACACCACCAGGCUGUUCUACAGCAACAUCCAGACUGUCAUCAACAACUGGCUGCUCAUCGAGGGUCACUCUAUCGGUAUUGGAGACUCCAUUGCUGAUGCCAAGACCUACCUGGAUAUCCAGAGCACCAUCAAGAAGGCCAAGCAGGAUGUGAUAGAAGUCAUCGAGAAGGCUCAUAAUAACGAACUGGAGCCCACGCCUGGAAACACGCUGAGGCAGACGUUCGAGAACCAGGUGAACAGGAUCCUGAACGACGCCCGUGACAAGACUGGCUCCUCCGCGCAGAAAUCCCUGUCCGAGUACAACAACUUCAAAUCCAUGGUGGUGGCCGGGUCCAAGGGCUCCAAGAUUAACAUCUCCCAGGUCAUCGCCGUGGUGGGGCAGCAGAACGUGGAGGGGAAGCGCAUCCCGUUCGGCUUCAAGCACCGCACCCUGCCGCACUUCAUCAAGGACGACUACGGGCCGGAGAGCCGCGGCUUCGUGGAGAACUCGUACCUCGCCGGCCUCACCCCUACGGAGUUCUUCUUCCAUGCCAUGGGAGGGAGAGAGGGGCUGAUCGACACCGCCGUCAAGACUGCAGAGACAGGUGAGAGGAGGGGAAGGAGUGCUGCAAAUCCUGCAGGAGCUGCUGGUGGCCAGUUACAUUAUAAAUCCAAAGAGAAUUGCAGAGACUAG
Molecule: messenger RNA, 2875 nt
Organism: Polyodon spathula (Mississippi paddlefish)
Lineage: Eukaryota; Metazoa; Chordata; Actinopteri; Acipenseriformes; Polyodontidae
Product: DNA-directed RNA polymerase II subunit RPB1
Exons: 15
Coding region: 221-2875 (884 amino acids)
Biological process (GO): DNA-templated transcription
Cellular component (GO): RNA polymerase II, core complex
Molecular function (GO): DNA binding
Source: RefSeq, a predicted model, not a curated record